AUGCUACAUGAGAUUUGGUGUCCUGACCUGACAAAACUGCUGCACCUUUGCAUUCGGCGAAGAUGGGAAGGCGGUGAUGGUAAAUCGCCCAAUAUUCACUCCUUAAGGAGGAGGAAAGAGUACACCGCUCGAAGAAGAGAAUUCCCUGUGUCCUCAUCCUCACACGCAACACCCCCAUCACGUUUCAUCGAGAGACUUCUCUGCGUCUUCUCCCUCAACCUCAACAUUCGUGUCACAUCUCGUCUCUUUACGAAGAUGUCUCCAGUCAUGCAUAUUCGUGUCCCCGGCCGUCCCGGCGACGGUAGUGCUCCCAGUGGCGCCGUUGCAGACAGGAAAGCCGCCGCCGUUGAGUAUCGGGCUCUCCUAAAGCGCAUGUUCCCAAAUCUUGACUCUCUGGCUCUCAGCGAGUUCUUCCGAAGCCCGACUACUCACAAGUGCGCUGGAAAUAAUGUUGACGAGGACAUGACGAUGCCCACCAAAGGAACUGGCUUCUUUGACCUCGGCGACAAGACACGCGAGUGCGUUCUUCGCUAUGUACUUGUUGAUUCCAACCCUAUCAACGUCCCGGCUACUCUCUACGAGCCACACGAGGUCCCAGAGGUCAUCCAUACCGACCCCCGUCUCACCAACAUGGGCAUGAGAAUCUACUUCUCUGAAAACACCUUUCACUUCAAGUACCCCGAGAUCCUCGAGGAUUUUGCGUCCAAGAACAAGAAAGCUACGAAAGUCAUCCGCAAACUCGGCUUGGACCUCGACAGCAAGUUCCUCAUUCGCGUCGUCAGCUGGCUCAAGCCCUUCGAAAACCUCAACGAGCUCACUAUCGGAAUAAACGAACGCAGCUUGGUCGAGUACAUGUCCAACACCUCUGAGGGCUUCCAGAAGUGCGAAAUGCAUCCGCAAGAUAUUAGCUUUCAACUAAAUCUCCUUGUCCUCCGUGUCCCUGGAAUGGAUGCCCUUCGUGCUGUCCGCGUUCCUAAAGUCACAUUCACGCCUCUGAUCCACGGCAGCAAGGACGACAAAGUAUAUGCUCUCCGCACCACUGGUCCUAUUCCCGUCGGUGUCCUCGACACAAUCGUGGCGAAAGAGAUGAUGCGUCCAAAGGACCCAAAGCGGUCACUCAAACGCACGCACACGCCCGUAUCCAACAUCGCAGUCGCCGCAAUCCACCCCCAUGCGCCGGCCUUCCGCUUCUUAGACCUCCCAGCGGAGCUACGCAACCAGAUAUACCUUCCCACUGCCGUCCCGGCACGAACCUCGCCGCCGACCGCAAAUACCAUCUCCCAGGAGGCGACCGGAAUCUACUACGCCACCAACGAAUUCGUGUUCUACUACCCAGCACAGCUCAUGGCGUUCAUACAGGUCCUAGGCGCCUCCCGAAGGGCGAUGAUUGAGAAGGUAACGCUCUGGUAUAAAACCCAGAGCCAAGGGGGCAUCGAAACCACUGACAUCUCCUUGAUGAUGGCCAAGCAGCUCUCUGGGCUCAAGGAGCUAGAAGUUGCCGUAUCUCUGGACUCCCGCUACUACGAGAAAUCCCGGCGGCUGGAGUUCAGGUGGGCAUCAGGGAGAUGUCGAUGGGUGUCCAAGAAUGGAAGGAGGAGGGUGGAGGAUGUGGGAGAGAUGGGAAUUUGUGGGGUGGGGGGUGUGGCUAGAUACCAAAUGAUAUAUUUAAUCAACUAUGCUGCUUCAAAGUUCCUCCGCGCCAAGAAGAGAGUAAAGCAGUGGGAAGAGAGCGUAGACGUAUGGGUGACAUCUUAUUACCUAUGCAUCUUCGAAGUUACUCCAAGCCAAGAACCGAGUAGUAUCCAACUACCUAUAUCUCUUCAAAGCUCCUCCCUCAUGAAGAAGAUCACGAAAAUGUCGCAGGAGAGCUCUAGAGCCCAAACUCCACCCUUCCCAGCAAAGAUAUGGUUGAAGAUCCAAAGAAGAGAGUUAAGAGAGCUUAGUAUGUCAAUAAUGUACUUUGGGGUGAAUUGGAAAGAUCUCUACCUUAAGGCAUAUUUACUAUUCUGCACGCGAAUCAACCGUUGGUUGAUUAUUCGUAUUUUGAUUGUGGAGCCCCGUCCUUACAUAUGUCGCUUGCAUAUAGCUUCUAUUUUGAGCCAUACCAAGCAAAGUAUACCCCAGAGGAGUAUGUCAACGAAGCACUUAGGGCGAAUUGAAAUGUAUCUCGGUCUGAUAGCUUGGUUUAGGAAUAAGAGGAACUUGGACCUGGAAACUCCUUUCAAGAGCGUAAUCGAGAGAUUUACCACUCAAGGGCGUCGAAUUAUUGAUCAUCCGGCGGUUACCCAUAGUCACAAGCCCAGCUCCCUUUCCCUCUUUCAAGGCCCCCACCAACUGCUAGACAGAUAUAAUACGUUAAUCUCCAACUCCCUACUUCUUCUAAUCAGUUUCCAAGUAAUAUGUAGUCGUAGAGACUGUAGCCUUGUAGGGGGCAUGAGUUUGGUUAGAAGUGACGUAUUGUGGAUUGAGGGGCUGAGGGUUGAUCGGGCAGUGAAUCAUAGAGCCCUCGGAUUUACAAGAUCUUAUUUGGAUAGUUCGGCUUCUAAAGGCACCACAAGCCUGUGGGACAGCUCAAAAGACGGUCAGAUAUCUUGGAGACUCUUCCCGCAGCUCUUCCACACCGCUACACACCAUAGUCAUACCAAUGUUGUCUUGUCCUUCCACGUAUUGGAUUCAAUCGGGGUCACCACUAUUUUUGCACGUCUUAGAAACUGGAUUACCUACAACAGUAGCGCAUGGUUCGUCAGUGUCACAGAUCUCGGGGGAUCUCGCUCCCUGAAUCAAUUCCUAGAGAAGACCUACCCUCCCUUUGGUGCCAGAUGUUUGGACUUACACUCAACUAAGAAGAAUGUCCUCUAUAGGCUGCUCUACGCUUCAAACUCUACGAUGACGAUUGACAUUUCAUGCCUCGAAGCCAGGAUGUUUCUUCUUUCUCCACUGAUUAGCAGGACUCUAUCGAUAGAUAUUAUUGUUGACGAGUUUGAAAUGUAA
Molecule: messenger RNA, 2991 nt
Organism: Lindgomyces ingoldianus
Lineage: Eukaryota; Fungi; Ascomycota; Dothideomycetes; Pleosporales; Lindgomycetaceae
Exons: 27
Coding region: 1-2991 (996 amino acids)
Source: RefSeq, a predicted model, not a curated record